Manis pentadactyla (Chinese pangolin) is the source of this 708-nucleotide messenger RNA. Its product is annotated as contactin-associated protein-like 5. The transcript has 3 exons. NCBI's taxonomy places the organism in Eukaryota, Metazoa, Chordata, Mammalia, Pholidota, Manidae. The record is from RefSeq and is a predicted model, not a curated record. Bases 1 to 543 code for a protein of 180 amino acids.
AUGGUUGAGCAUGCACUACAGAAAGGCUUCCUAGGAUGCAUACACUCCCUGCACUUGAAUGGGCAGAAACUGGACCUGGAGGAGGAAAGGGCAAAGGUCACACCCAGCGUGCGGCCAGGAUGCCCAGGCCACUGUAGCAGUUAUGGCCACACCUGCCACAACGGGGGCAAGUGCGUGGAGAAGCUCAGUGGGUACUUCUGCGAUUGCACCAACUCGUCCUAUGAAGGGCCCUUCUGCAAAACAGAGGUUUCUGCUGCAUUUGAGGCUGGCACUUCAGUUACUUACAUGUUUCAAGAACCGUACCCGGUGACCAAGAAUGAAAGCCUCCCAUCCUCAGUGAUGUAUGCGGAUGCAGCUCUAUCCAAGGAAAACAUUGCAGUUAGCUUCGUGACAGCCCAGGUGCCCAGCCUCCUGCUUUACAUCAGUUCUUCUCAGGAUGCCCUGGCCGUCCUGCUCUGUGACAAUGGUGAAUGCCAACAGCAAGAAGCCCAGGCAUUUCAGGUGGGCUGGGGAACAGUGCGAGCGUCCUGGAGCCCCACGUGACUGCCACCUAGAUUGGGUCCCACUGGGCAGCUUCUCCCACAUGUCCAGCCAAACCCUAGGUCGUAUUUACGUUGGGAGUUGGUAUCGAUGUUCAGAGCCAGUGUCAAGUCAUGGCCAGUCUCAGACGUAUGCACUUGAAUUUGUCUCACUGUGUAAUGUAACUCU